AAUAAACAGCCAACUUUGCUCACAGCGGAGAGCAGGGAUGGACCUCGUGUGGAACACCUCGGCCUUCCUCCUGGUCAACCUCGCCUGCCUGCUCCUCCUGGCGGCCUGGAGGAAAAGGACCCAGAAGACAAACCUUCCCCCCGGCCCGACCCCCCUGCCCUUCAUUGGGAACCUGCUCCAGCUGAGGGCCAGCAACAUUACCGCAACUCUGAAGCAAAUGAGUGAAAAAUAUGGCCCGGUGUUCACGGUGUAUUUCGGCACAGACCAAACCAUCGUCCUCUAUGGCUACGAUGUCGUGAAGGAGGUUUUGGUGGAUCACGGAGAUGAAUUCACCUUCCGAGGCAGCAUUCCAUCAGCUGAUAAGACCAACAAAGGCCUCGGGGUGAUCAUGUCCAAUGGUAAGCGUUGGGUGGAGCUGCGCCGCUUCUCCCUCACAACUUUGAGGAAUUUUGGGAUGGGGAAGAAGAACAUAGAAGAGUAUAUUCAAGAGGAGACGGAGUACGUGAUGAAGGAACUCCGGGCCCAAAAAGGCCAGCCUUUCAGCCCCGCCCUGCUUUUCAGCUGUGCCACCGGCAACGUGAUCAGCCACAUCCUACUGGGAGAAAGGUUUGAUUAUCAAGAUCCAAAGUAUCUCCAGAUCCUCAGUUACCUCAUGGACGCCUUCCGGCUCGAGAGCUCCAUUUCCGGGCAGGUGAGGAAUCCAGCCCCCGGAUCGCCGGACUGUUUGCCGGGCAGUCGCAAACGGCGCAAAACCUUCUCCACCAUUCGAGAACUUUGUAUUGCGGGAAGACAAAGCCAUGAGAGCAGCCUCGAUCUCAACGAUCCUCGGGACUUCAUCGACUGCUUCCUUAUCAAAAUGGAACAGGAAAAGCACAACCCCGAGACAGAGUUCACCCGAGAUAACCUGAUGAUGACCGGCUACGACCUGUUCGUUGCUGGAACGGAAACUGCCAGUAGCACCUUGAGAUACAUCCUCAUGAUCCUGGUUGAACACCCAACAGUGCAAGCAAAGAUCCACGAGGAGAUAGACCAAGUGAUCGGCAGAGAGAGAGCUCCCUCCAUGAAGGACCGGCUUCAGAUGCCUUAUACGGAAGCUGUCCUCCACGAGGCCCAGAGAUUCAUGGAUCUCGUUCCCUUAGGAUUCACCCGCUUGGUCAAAGAAGACAUUCAACUCCGUGGUUUUACCAUCCCCAAGGGUGCCACCAUCCACCCCAUCCUGAGUUCGGCCUUACAUGACCCGAAGCAAUUCAAGAACCCCAAUCAGUUUGACCCAGAAAACUUCCUGGAUGAAAACGGAGCCUUCAAGAAGAAUGGAGCCGAUAUCCCCUUUUCGACAGGAAAGAGGAUCUGUAUCGGUGAAAGUCUGGCCCGGAUGCAACUCUUCCUCUAUUCCACAACUAUCCUGCAGAGCUUCUGCCUGAAGCGUCCACCCGGAGUCACCAAAAUUGACCUUACGCCAGAAGUCAGCGGCUUUGGAAACGUACCCCGGCAGCUCCCACUUUGCUUCUGCCCACGCUGAACACCCGCAUGAUGUGGCCUCGGGGGUUUUGGCCUUCUCUCCCCGAUUCAGACAAUUGCUAGGAGAGAAUUUCAGCUUCAGUUGACCCCCGUGUCCCUUGACAGAUACGCCACUGCCUAGUACAGGGGUCUGCAACCUGCGGCUCUCCAGAUGUUCAUGAACCACAAUUCCCAUUAAGCCCCUGCCAAUUGGCCAUGCUGGCAGGGGCUGAUGGGAACUGUAGUUCAUGAACAUCUGGAGAGCCGCAGGUUGCAGACCCCUGGCCUAGGAUCACCUGCUAGUCUGGUCUAGGGUGAGUUUAUAUGUUUAGUUCUGAUUACAGUAGUUGAGAUAGUUUAUAAGGAACCAGGAAUAGAUUCUUGGAAUUAUUAAAUAACAUAAAUUUUGCAUUGCUUAUAACAAAUUAGGUGUUAUCGUAGCGUAGAAUAGCUGUUAGCAAACAAGGGGACCUGAAUCAGAGGGAAGUUAGGAAAAGAAAAUGGUGAUGUGAUAAUGGUGCUAUUUCAUUUAUGCUAAUUUUAUUCUGAAGUAUUGGAUAAGAUGUUGUAUAUUUUUGUGUAUUUGUUUUGUUGGAAACCUAAUAAACUUUAUUUUUAAAAGAUGGAA
Sphaerodactylus townsendi is the source of this 2125-nucleotide messenger RNA. RefSeq names its product cytochrome P450 2C11-like. Gene Ontology annotation, biological process: xenobiotic metabolic process. The transcript is spliced from 9 exons. The record is from RefSeq and is a predicted model, not a curated record. Gene Ontology annotation, molecular function: iron ion binding; heme binding; oxidoreductase activity, acting on paired donors, with incorporation or reduction of molecular oxygen, reduced flavin or flavoprotein as one donor, and incorporation of one atom of oxygen. NCBI's taxonomy places the organism in Eukaryota, Metazoa, Chordata, Lepidosauria, Squamata, Sphaerodactylidae. Gene Ontology annotation, cellular component: cytoplasm; intracellular membrane-bounded organelle. Bases 38 to 1519 code for a protein of 493 amino acids.